AUGGUUGAUGACAUUGAACCACCUAAACCUACACCUAUAUUUGGAAAUGGGACAUCGUUGGUAACUAAUGGAAUUAACAAUUCUUCAUUAGCUGCCCUUAUGCAUUCAAAUAUUCAAUCAUCAUCUUCUACAACAGCGGGUCCAAGUUCUUUAUUUCUGGGAACUCCUCUUUCUACAAUGCUUCUUGCGAGUAAUCAACAACAACAAAGCUCAGGAAGUAGUUCUAGUAGUGUUGGUGGAGGAAUGGGGUCGUCUGGAUGUAAUGGAAGGUUACAACCUAGACAAAGAAGGAAAGUUCCAGAUGGCGAACUAUGUGCUGUAUGUUCGGACAAAGCAACUGGCUAUCAUUAUGGUGUUGCAAGUUGUAAUGGUUGCAAAACAUUUUUCCGAAGGACAAUAGUUUCUGAACAUAGUUUUGUUUGUCAAUAUAAUGGAAGUUGUGAUGUUACUAGAAAUGUUAGGUGUGCUUGCAGGCAUUGCAGGUUUCAAAAAUGUGUUGCCGUCGGGAUGGACGCCAGAGCGAUACAAAAUGAUCGAGACAGAAUUGGCCCAACAAAGAAGAUGCGUUUAUCUUCUGGCGGGGCAGUUGAGGGAAGAAAACGAAGUUCUGUCGAUGAGGAUCAACUUUCUGUGGCUUCUUUAUCACCACAAAUGAGACAGCAAGACGGGAAAUUGUUGGAACAUAUUGUUGCAAUAGAAAACCUUUGUAAUGUUCUUCGCAAUUGCUGUCUUGAAGAAAGCAAAGGUGUUAGAGAAACAUUGACACAGCCUUCAUUACUUUUUCAAGCACAAAACUUACGAAAAGAUGUUUUAAUUAAAAGUCUUUUUAUUUUUAAUUAUUUUAUUUUUAAGGUCAAUACAAUAUUUAAAGACCUUUAUCCAGCUUCCAUGAAUGAUAUUCAAAUGUGGAAUAUCAGGGAGCUGAGGCUUUGUUUGGAAUGGGCUAAGACUUUUGAUGAAUUUCAACGACUUUCUGACAAUGACCAAUUUUCGCUAGUCCGAAACUUCGCAUUCACUUAUAACAUCCUGAACAGAGUCUUCUAUUCAUUGGAUUACGGACCAGAUAAAAUUGUUUAUCCAAAUGGCGCAUAUAUUUUAAGACAACCCCAAGAUAGUGUUAAAAUACCUGGAUGUCGGUCAAUAUAUCAUCGUCAAAUGGAUGAAAUUAUGAUUCCGUUUCGAAAACUAGAAAUUUCUAUGCGUGAAUUUGCUUGUUUCAAAGCUUACGCGCUAGAUCUGUCUCACGAAGUUCGAGAGAAUAUUGGAAAUGAAAGAACAAAAUAUCUUACCGUUCUUUUCCAAAUAAUUGUUGAAAGACACAAUACAAGCUUUGGAGUUCAAAAAUAUGGAAAUAUGUUGAUGAUGUCCCAAUCAAUUCAGAACAUCAUUGACCAAAAUGAUGAAAAUAUGCAAGUUAUGGAAGUUUUUGGACAUUUUUGGAGAAUUAAUGGGUUUGUUAAAGAAUUGUGUAUGAAAUGAAAAUUAAAAAAAGGAAGGAAGUAUUUAAAAAUAAAAGAAAGACGGGGACAUUUAAUAAAAAUUAAUAAAAAUCAAAAAAUAACAGAAACGCAUCAAAGAAUCUUUUUAAUAGCGUAACCUCUUAAACGCGGACCUCACUCUUUAUUAUUGCAAAAAAUUCCUUUAUUUAGUUACUAUAUCACUUUCUAAUUUGCACUUUCUAUUUAAUAAUAUUUUUUUAUAUUUACUAAAUUCAGUACAACAACAAUUUAAUAUUUUUCUU
This is a messenger RNA of Meloidogyne enterolobii, 1741 nucleotides long. The record is from the annotation of a GenBank genome assembly. Lineage: Eukaryota; Metazoa; Nematoda; Chromadorea; Rhabditida; Meloidogynidae.